Medioppia subpectinata is the source of this 600-nucleotide messenger RNA. The record is from the annotation of a GenBank genome assembly. Lineage: Eukaryota; Metazoa; Arthropoda; Arachnida; Sarcoptiformes; Oppiidae.
UAUUCAUAGAGUUUGUCAAAAAAAAAACUUUCUCUGAAGUGACAUAAGAUUACUCGUAUGUAUUGAAUGCAUAGUCAUAUUCCUGUUGGUAGUGAUUGUGGUGUAAACGAUGGCAAUAAUAAUGUCAUCGAAUGGUAAUGAGAUAUCAGCGCAAAGUUCGCCCCUAAUAGUCGACUACAACGGCUUCGCUCUCAACGCUCCCAUGUUUUCCUAUGUGUCCGCAAAUCUUAACGCAAAUACUUUUAGUAAUAAAGGCGUCAAACAGAGCGUCAAUUCUUCGGCUCUCAAAUCAACAUAUGUUUCAACAAAUAGUGAGAAAAACGACGAGAAUAUCAUGAAUAAGCCGUCGCUUCCCUUUUCCAUCACUAGUAUUCUGAAUCGAGACGACAAUCCCUUCACUAAACACUCCAAACCCGAUAUCCAUCCAUCCAUUGCCAACACUUAGGCCGAAAGCAAAGGCCAUGGCAUCCAUGGGCAGUGUCUCCGUCAUCGUCAUCGUCAUCAUCGCCGUCAUCGUCAUCGGCAGUGAUGGGAGUCGAGCCCUCCCAUCAACAAACAAGUACUGCUCAUCAAUACUUAUUCCGAGACUUUAAAAAUUCA